AUGGAAUCUUUCAAACUUGACACACAACCUGAUAAGCAAGUUCACAUUGCUCUUUUCAAAAAUGUGGCCAACAGCCCAGAGUUAAGACACAGACUAUCGAGUCAAGAUCAGACUCUGACAUGCUGCUUGUUGAACGCCAAAAUGGUAGUUAACCCAUUCCAUGUAUUAUUAGCUGUCAAUAGAGCGAUUUCUGACGAAAUUGCUAAGGGAAAGUUGAAGACGCACAACAUUCACUCUGAAAUUCUCUACAACUUCGGUUUAACGAAUAAUAUUGGAAAAACUUUCCAAAAUUUCGGCAUUUCCGAUGAUACAGCAGAUGUAAUUGCUGUCAAAGUUGGCUGUGAAGCAGACGAGGCUGAAUCUUUUAUGAAAGACUGCGUGAAAGGAGAGCUUGUACCGUUACAAGAAUUAGCCAAUGUGACAGAUUUACAAGCCAUUGAACAGGUAUAUCAGCUUGGGAAUCUGAAUCAAGAUCCUCAAAGAAUUAUGUCAUUAGUCGCUGGUGGCAUGGCUUUGAGAGGCUUUUAG
This is a messenger RNA of Mycotypha africana, 528 nucleotides long. RefSeq names its product kinase binding protein CGI-121-domain-containing protein. The transcript is spliced from 5 exons. Gene Ontology annotation, biological process: tRNA threonylcarbamoyladenosine modification; telomere maintenance via recombination. NCBI's taxonomy places the organism in Eukaryota, Fungi, Mucoromycota, Mucoromycetes, Mucorales, Mycotyphaceae. Gene Ontology annotation, cellular component: EKC/KEOPS complex; nucleus; cytosol. Bases 1 to 528 code for a protein of 175 amino acids. The record is from RefSeq and is a predicted model, not a curated record.